Trichoderma asperellum CBS 433.97 is the source of this 519-nucleotide messenger RNA. It is a transcript of the gene SEC11, whose product is annotated as Signal peptidase complex catalytic subunit. The record is from RefSeq and is a predicted model, not a curated record. Lineage: Eukaryota; Fungi; Ascomycota; Sordariomycetes; Hypocreales; Hypocreaceae. Gene Ontology annotation, molecular function: serine-type endopeptidase activity. Gene Ontology annotation, cellular component: signal peptidase complex; membrane.
AUGUUUUCGGGCCUCCAGAACCCGCGGAAUAUCGCCGCGCAGAUCAUGAACUUUGGUCUAGUGCUGUCCACGGCAUUCAUGAUGUGGAAGGGCCUCUCCAUCGUCGCCGACUCUCCCUCCCCGAUCGUCGUUGUCCUCAGUGGUUCCAUGGAGCCGGCCUUCCAGCGAGGCGACCUGCUCUUGCUAUGGAACCGCGAGCUGUUUACCGAAACCUCAGUUGGCGAUAUUGUUGUGUACAAUGUGAAGGAUAAGGAAAUUCCCAUUGUUCAUCGAGUCGUACGGAAAUUUGGCCAUGGGGACAAGGCACGGCUGUUAACAAAAGGAGACAAUAACGUUGCCGAUGACACCGAAUUGUACGCCAGAGGGCAAGACUACUUGGAGCGCAGCGACAUCGUCGGCAGCGUAGUAGCAUACGUGCCGUUUGUGGGCUAUGUGACAAUAUUACUCUCAGAAUAUCCAUGGCUGAAAACGGCAAUGUUGGGUAUAAUGGGUCUUAUGGUGGUAUUACAGCGGGAAUAA